AUGGCCUCCGCGGUAGAGCGCACGGAUGAGCUGGUGAGAGAGUACCUGACCUACAGAGGCUUCAGCUCCGCCCUGAGACACCUGGACCUGGACCUGAAGAUGGACCGAGACAAGGGCUUCAGAGUGGACCGCAUCAUGGAGCACCUUCAGCAGCUGGUGCAGAGCUUCGACCUGAGCGGGCUGCGGGAGUCCUGGGCACACCUGGAGAAGCGGCUGUUCAGUCGGCUCGAAGACGUGUACCGCACCUCCGUCAGCAAGCUGCGGACCAGCCUGUACCGCUACUACGUCAUCUACACCAUCCAGGUACCGCUGCUACGUCAUCUACACCGUCCAUGUACCGCUACUACGUCAUCUACACCGUCCAUGUACCGCUGCUACGUCAUCUACACCGUCCAUGUACCGCUGCUACGUCAUCUACACCGUCCAUGUACCGCUGCUACGUCAUCUACACCGUCCAUGUACCGCUACUACGUCAUCUACACCAUCCAGGUACCGCUGCUACGUCAUCUACACCGUCCAUGUACCGCUGCUACGUCAUCUACACCGUCCAUGUACCGCUACUACGUCAUCUACACCAUCCAGGUACCGCUGCUACGUCAUCUACACCAUCCAGGUACCACUGCUACGUCAUCUACACCGUCCAUGUACCGCUACUACGUCAUCUACACCGUCCAUGUACCGCUGCUACGUCAUCUACACCGUCCAUGUACCGCUUCUACGUCAUCUACACCGUCCAUGUACCGCUGCUACGUCAUCUACACCGUCCAUGUACCGCUACUACGUCAUCUACACGGUCCAGGUACCGCUACUACGUCAUCUACACCGUCCAUGUACCGCUACUACGUCAUCUACACCGUCCAUGUACCGCUGCUACGUCAUCUACACCGUCCAUGUACCGCUACUACGUCAUCUACACCAUCCAGGUACCGCUACUACGUCAUCUACACCGUCCAUGUACCGCUGCUACGUCAUCUACACCGUCCAUGUACCGCUGCUACGUCAUCUACACCGUCCAUGUACCGCUGCUACGUCAUCUACACCGUCCAUGUACCGCUGCUACGUCAUCUACACCGUCCAUGUACCGCUGCUACGUCAUCUACACCGUCCAUGUACCGCUGCUACGUCAUCUACACCGUCCAUGUACCGCUGCUACGUCAUCUACACCGUCCAUGUACCGCUACUACGUCAUCUACACGGUCCAUGUACCGCUGCUACGUCAUCUACACCGUCCAUGUACCGCUACUACGUCAUCUACACCGUCCAUGUACCGCUACUACGUCAUCUACACGGUCCAGGUACCACUACUACGUCAUCUACACCGUCCAUGUACCGCUGCUACGUCAUCUACACCGUCCAGGUACCGCUGCUACGUCAUCUACACCAUCUAGGUACCGCUACCACGUCAUCUACACCAUCCAGGUACCGCUACUACGUCAUCUACACCAUCCAGGUACCGCUACUACGUCAUCUACACGGUCCAGGUACCACUGCUACGUCAUCUACACCGUCCAGGUACCGCUACUACGUCAUCUACACCAUCCAGGUACCGCUGCUACGUCAUCUACACCGUCCAUGUACCGCUACUACGUCAUCUACACCGUCCAUGUACCGCUACUACGUCAUCUACACCGUCCAUGUACCGCUACUACGUCAUCUACACCGUCCAUGUACCGCUGCUACAUCAUCUACACCGUCCAGGUACCGCUACUACGUCAUCUACACGGUCCAUGUACCGCUGCUACAUCAUCUACACGGUCCAGGUACCACUACUACGUCAUCUACACCAUCCAGGUACCGCUACUACGUCAUCUACACGGUCCAGGUACCACUGCUACGUCAUCUACACCGUCCAGGUACCGCUACUACGUCAUCUACACCAUCCAGGUACCGCUGCUACGUCAUCUACACCGUCCAUGUACCGCUACUACGUCAUCUACACCAUCCAGGUACCGCUACUACGUCAUCUACACCGUCCAUGUACCGCUACUACGUCAUCUACACCGUCCAUGUACCGCUACUACGUCCUCUACACCGUCAUCUACACCGUCCAUGUACCGCUACUACGUCCUCUACACCGUCAUCUACACCGUCCAUAAGGGGAAUCUGGACAAGACCCAAGAGUUCUUCCUGAAGCUGGGGGCGGAGCUUCAGGGCCAGAUGGAGUGGCGUGAUUGGUUUGUGCUGCCGUUUGUUCCCGCCCCUGAGCAGAACCCGCUCUUCGCUCCGUACUUCUCUCGGCAGUGGACCGACACCUUCCUGGUGUCUCUGCACAACUUCCUGUCUGUGCUGUUCCAGUGCUUACCUGUCCCUGUGCUCCUGAGUUUUGAUGCAGAGCUGCAGCGUGUCAGCUCCCUGUACGAGGAGAAUGACCAGCUGCGCCAUGCGCUCUUUGCUCUUCAGUCCGAGUCCCGGGACCAGGACGCUCCGGUCCAACACAAGCUGCCUCCAUAUGUCCAGAACACUGACCGGCUGGGAGAUACUGAACUGGAGCUGGUGUGGAGUCAGAGAUCGUCCAACACUUCCACACCUCCCUCCAAGAACUUCUUUUCCACAUUCCUCCCGGGUCAGAGCAGGAAGACCCCCAACCGUGCCCCCCCCCCCUCUGCUGCUGCUGCCGCCUCCCCCAACCGGGCCCCCCUUCCCUCAGCUGCUGCCACCGCCUCCCCCAACCGGGCCCCCACCCCCUCUGCGGCUGCCUCCUCCCCCAACCAGAGCGCCAUGGGCCGCAAGGACCCCCUGACCAACCAGUACAGAGUGGUGCAGUACAGAGAGGUGCAGUACAGAGAGGUGCAGUACAGAGAGGUGCGGUACAGAGAGGUGCAGUACAGAGAGGUGCAGUACAGAGAGGUGCAGUACAGAGAGGUGCAGUACAGAGAGGUGCAGUACAGAGAGGUGUGCAGUACAGAGAGGUGCAGUACAGAGAGGUGCAGUACAGAGAGGUGCAGUACAGAGAGGUGCAGUACAGAGAGGUGCAGUACAGAGAGGUGUGCAGUACAGAGAGGUGCAGUACAGAGAGGUGCAGUACAGAGAGGUGCAGUACAGAGAGGUGCAGUACAGAGAGGUGCAGUACAGAGAGGUGUGCAGUACAGAGAGGUGCAGUACAGAGAGGUGCAGUACAGAGAGGUGCAGUACAGAGAGGUGCAGUACAGAGAGGUGCAGUACAGAGAGGUGCAGUACAGAGAGGUGCGGUAUAGAGAGGUGCAGUACAGAGAGGUGCAGUACAGAGAGGUGCAGUACAGAGAGGUGUGCAGUACAGAGAGGUGUGCAGUACAGAGAGGUGUGCAGUACAGAGAGGUGCAGUACAGAGAGGUGCGGUACAGAGGUGUGCGGUAUAGAGAGGUGCGUAUAGAGAGUGCAGUACAGAGAGGUGCAGUACAGAGAGAGAGGUGCAGUACAGAGGUGUGGUACAGAGAGGUGCAGUACAGAGAGGUGCAGUACAGAGAGUACAGAGAGGUGCAGUACAGAGAGGUGCAGUACAGAGAGUACAGAGAGGUGCAGUACAGAGAGGAGGUGCAGUACAGAGAGUGUGCAGUACAGAGUGUGCAGUACAGAGAGGUGCAGUACAGAGGUGCGGUACAGAGUGUGGUACAGAGAGGUGCAGUAUAG
This is a messenger RNA of Knipowitschia caucasica, 3606 nucleotides long. The record is from the annotation of a GenBank genome assembly. NCBI's taxonomy places the organism in Eukaryota, Metazoa, Chordata, Actinopteri, Gobiiformes, Gobiidae.